AUGACGGAAGUGACGUCACAAUUCCCGAUGUUUGCCUUGACAACAGUGCUGGAAGUUAAUGUAGCCUGUGGGGAAUCUUGAAGACAUUCUAGUGGGGGAUAUAAAGCUACAAAAUGGCUACUGUCAUGCACGGCCGAAGAAAAGGCAGUGCUAAAGGCCAAAAGGAGAUGCCCUUUUCCACUGAUAAUCUUACACAAGGCAUGCACCUAGCUGAUGGCACUGACCUUCGACAAGUCACAGUUCUGUCAAAGGGGGACUGGGAUCGCAUCCAUAUGCAACUUCACCGCAAACAAAUAGAGGAAGAAAGGGCAAGGAAAAUGAAGGAAGAAAAAGAAGAAAAACAGAAAAAAUCAAAGGAAAUGAUCAAAGACUGGGGAAACACUAUUGCAGGACAGAGGCAGCGUAAACUAGAAGCACGAAAAUUACGCGAACAGAAGGAGGAAGAGGAGAGACAACAGAUUGAUCUUGAGGAGGCGAAAUUCCAGGCUCAUCAGCGCAAAGAUGCUAUAGAGAAAGCCAAGACCCAACAGUAUUAUCAGACUGACAGAGUCAAGUCUUUCCAUAGUGCACUCAUGCUGACCGAGGUCCUGAAGGAACGUGAGGCUCAGAUAGAGCUGAAGAAACUGAAACAAAAGGCCAAUGAGGGUCAGGAUAUUGCACACCUGAAACGAGCCCAGCGGGAAUAUGAUGAGGCGAUAAAGACAGAUCAGCAGAAAGCCAUGGAAAGAAUCCAGGCUUCCAAACUCACAGCGCAGUUCCAGAUAUCACAGAUCGGAGAACACAUGCAGAAUAGAGACAAGAUGGUGGUUGAGGACCGUCUGGAAGGGGAGGAGCUCAAGAAGCUGGCGUCUCAGUACCACGUAGAGAAGGAGCACAUUGAGACUAUCAGGAAAGAUGAGAAGGCACAACUAUUGAAAGACAACAUGUCACAGAUAGAUAGUAUCAAGAGAAUGAAACAAAUACAAGCUCAACAGGAGGAGGAAGAAGAUGAGGAGUGCCGUAUCUUUGCAGCUGCUAAGAGGAAGAUGAUGAAGUUGCGGGCAGAAAAAGAAACAGAAAUCCACUCGGAGAAACAACGCCACCUGGAGAAGAUUCGUGAGAAGCUUGGUGCCCAGAUGAAACAGAAGGUAAGCGAUGAGGACGAGAGGAUCCGACGAGCAGUGGAAGAGGCAGAGGAGAGAAGAGCUGUAGAGGAGGCAUCCAAGGAGACCAAGCUAAGGAAGAUGAUGACAGAGGCCGCAGAGCAUCGUAAUGCACAGAUGAAAGAAUCAGAGCUCAAGAAGAAGGAUGAACGCCGCCAGGAGCUGGAGACAAUUCGUAUCAGAAAGGCUGCCGAUGAAAUCUUUGAGAGGAAUGAGGAAGAGAAACGUGUAAGAAAACGGCAUGAAGCCACUGGGCUGAAGGACUUUCAACGUCUUCAAGCGGAUGAGAGGACAAACAAGGCACAAGACAUACAACAACAGGCCAUGAUGCUGGACAAGGCCAACAUGGAACUGCUCAAGAUUGAGGAGGACCAGUUCCAGGAGUAUGCCGGUAAAGUCAUCGAGCACUGUGAGCGUGGGGGACGUAACGUGUACCCACUCCGUAAGGCAGCCCAGACAGGGGCUGGAGGUGGCAGCGGGCCAAUCUUUAACGGAAAAGGCGGCAUCCGCCCCAGCUACAUGGUGUCAGACAAGUCUGGCAAACAGAUGCCACACUACCAGAGGGACACAACUGACGAAACUAAAACAAACAUUUAUGGUAAAAGUGGCUCGAAGAAACGCCUUGGAUUUGUAUGGUAGGCAAUAAUAACACCAAAUGCAAUUAUUGGAACAGAAAAUCGAAGAAAGUGGGUUAUUUCCAAAUGUGGCAUUUCUAAAUCAAUGGAGAAGAAAGUUGAAACAUGCUGUGACAGUUAAAAAGAAGGUCCAGAACUUCACUUUGGAGUUGAAGUUUAAUACAUGUGUGCAAAUACGUCAUAAAUUAUAGUUGUUUAUAUCCCAAACCCAGUGGAAAAUUAAAACAUGAUUUGUCAGGGAGGGGGGAGGAGUGUGGGUAGUGAAACCAGAUCCAAUGUUUAAGUGGAUCGAGACACACAUAUUUAUCUUCUCCAAAAACAUGCAGGUCUAGUGGACAGUGUUAUUGAUGUUGAUUCUGAUCAGAUUACAUUGUGUGCUGCUAUUUCACAAGAUCAUCCAGUAGUCGACACACAAAGCUUGUUGUGUGGAUAAGUCUACAUGUAAAAUCACCACAACUAAAUAUCCCAAAUCGUAUACCUUCACCUAUCUUAACAGCUGACCAACAUUUUAAUUAAGGGUUCAGUGAGAAGUAUGUAAAUUAUCAAGUUGCUGUUUUAUUUGUUGUUAUUUCUAGGUUUCGAUUUCCCAGUUCUGUUACCUACCAGUGCUAGUUGGUGUAUGUUAUAAUACACACAGCUUUAGGUAGUGACUUUAUCACCUACACCAUAAUUUGAGGUAACAUGUCUGCCAACUGACACCUGUGUCUGGGUCUCUAUUGUACAGUACGACUUCUCCAGGGUCUCCGGAGAUGAGGUUGUAAGGUGUCCAAACACUAGACUGUAUAGCCACCACACUCAUACUAAUUUGGAAACCUGUCAGCUAUUUUGACCCUAUCUGUGAUAAACAUUACAUAUACCUGUAUAUAUACAAAAGUAACAUGUAUUUUACUGCUGUUAAAUCAUGAAGGAAUAAAAGAAAAACAAAAAUUGAAA
Molecule: messenger RNA, 2710 nt
Organism: Pecten maximus
Lineage: Eukaryota; Metazoa; Mollusca; Bivalvia; Pectinida; Pectinidae
Product: coiled-coil domain-containing protein 173-like
Exons: 9
Coding region: 114-1781 (555 amino acids)
Source: RefSeq, a predicted model, not a curated record